Moneuplotes crassus is the source of this 1585-nucleotide messenger RNA. The record is from the annotation of a GenBank genome assembly. NCBI's taxonomy places the organism in Eukaryota, Ciliophora, Spirotrichea, Euplotida, Euplotidae.
UUCUCAGUUUGUAUUGAUACUUUGAAUUUAUAACAUUUCUCGCAAAGCUUGUCUACUAACUCAUCGGUGUUAUUGAUGAUGGUGUAAUAAUUAAUAAUUAUCAAAUUUUCUAAUACAUUACUUCCUUGUAUUAUUGAAUAAUAUUAAGCAUUUCUCAUGCAAGAACUUGAAGAAAAUAAGAUUACUAUUCAUAGUAAUGCUCAUAGGAUGUUGUUUGAAGAUAGCGAGACUGAAAAAAUAGAAGGAAAGACUACUAAUUCACCACUAGUUUUAAAUAACAGUGAAAUCAAUAAAAGAAAGCAUCGAGCUCCUCAGCUUCAAAAAGGCCUUAAGACGUCCAUAAAUACCUAACCCCUCCUCUCCGCUCAAAAACAAUCUUCCUCGGCCAAAAAUCACUAAAAACUCCCUUAAAAACCCCCCUCCUCCAAAACCCUCUCUCCCUUCACCCCCACCGCCCACCCUUCUCCAUCCCAACCCCUCUCUAUCCCCCACUCCCUCUUCCCCUUCUCUUCCAGCCUCCCUUCCCAGCCAAAUCCCGAACAAGGAUUUGGCUCAACUGAGGCAGAAGAAAGAUGGCCAGUUGAAGAAGGGGCUGAAGAAGAGAGCUAAAGGGCAGAAGGAAGGGAGGAAGAGUGGAAGGGGCUUGGGGGGAAUAGAGAGGUUGAGGAAUAAUGGAGGGAUAGAGCAGAAGGUGUAUGGGGGAGGGAGGAAGGAGGAGGAAAGGGAGGGGGUUAAGCAACAGUGAGAGAAGUUUCCGGAGGUUGGAAAUAGGGGGGAACUGAAGAGGAUGGAAAUUAUGAAGGAGAAGAGAAAGGAGAAGAGAAAGGAGAAUAAAGAAGAGGGUAAUGCUGGGUUGAUAAUGAAUAAGUAUGGGAAUACUUUACCACCUAUCAAACUUGAAAAAAAAACAGAACUUCAUGAGAGGGUCUCAGGUCAAGAUCAGAUAAAUCCUCAAAAGAAGGUGAAAUCCAAGCCUUUACCGAAUAACAAUGAUCUUAAAGAGUUAGAGCCCUUAAACGAUCCUGUUAAAAUCAUCAAGAAGCAACAAGUAAAUCCACUUAAAUUCAAAAAUCAAAAGGAAGAGCCUAGGUCUCCAGUGCAGAAUAACUUUGUAGAAACUAGAAGAGGUAGUUAUAAGCCAUAUUCCUUAAAAGAGUAUCGAAAGAAAGAAGUUGGUUCCAAGACACACCGGAUGGGAGGCCUCGGUGCUAACAUCGGUUCUGAAGAAUGGGAAAAACAGAACAGCAAGCUUCAAGUAAUGAAACAGUUCUCCUCAAGAGUCAAGGUCUCCAACAAAAUUACAUUAGAGAGCAUGCCUAAGAAGAGAAGAGAGCCAGUAAAAGAGGUUUCUAAGCUUGAAAAAGCCCUUGAGUUUGCUAAAAAUGUUCCCAAACCUAAACCAGCCAUGCCCAAAAACCCUAAGGUUAUUAAGGAGAAGAAAUCUAUUGAGCAGUUGAAAGAUAAUUUUAUUCAUGGUCUUGAUUCUGUUCCAGAUGAGCCAAAGCAAUCUGAAUUGGAAGAGCUCAACCAAAAACAUGAAAAUUUUGUGAAUGAAGUCAAUGAAAUUAAAAAAUUAUUUAUGUAA